AUGGAGGACACCCUUCACUAUGACGAUCAAAUUAUUCCAUUACUUCGUCGAAUGAUAAAUCUUAAAAAAUUGACAUUAUUCUUAUCAGUAUUAACACGUUACUGGACUUAUAUUGAUGGUAUUCAAUUACAUGAUCAAAUUCUUAUUUAUAUGUCACAAUUGAACAAAUUUACGUUCAGUAUAAACACAACUGUUGUUAACGAAGACAAAAACAUUAAAAUUGAUCUUCCGUCGAACGAAGAUAUUCAACGUAGCUUCAUUGGGAAAGGAUAUGGACAAGUUGGUUCAUAUGUCCAUUAUAGAAAAAAAUACAAUGUAGGCACGUCGCAUGUCUAUUCACUUCCAUAUCAAUUUGAAUAUUUUCUUGAUCUUAACAACUCUUUUCAAGGUGAUAUGUUUGAUACAGUCCAAUGCUUAACAAUGACUGAUGGACAUCCUUUUGAACAUAAUUUAUUCAAACUUAUCUCUCAAUGUUUUCCUUUUUUUGAAAGAGUUACGUGUUAUUAA
Molecule: messenger RNA, 507 nt
Organism: Rotaria sp. Silwood2
Lineage: Eukaryota; Metazoa; Rotifera; Eurotatoria; Philodinida; Philodinidae
Source: the annotation of a GenBank genome assembly